UCAAUUCUGACCUGAAAUUGAAAGUAGGUGACAUUGCUGGUUAGUUCUGAUAUUCGAUAUUCAGAUGACAAGCAUUGUAAUAAAUGUAAAAUACAAUGUUUCUUCGUCCUUUACAAUCGAAGUAGAUACUGACUGGAAUGUAUGGAAAGUGAAAGGAGAAAUUUCCAAAAGAAUAAAACUACCACCCGAAGAAAUACAAUUGAUAUUUACAGGCUGUGUACUGAAAAAUGAUGCUACUUUAAAGGAUGUAUCUAUCUGUAAUUGUACAGUAAUCCAUGCUUUUCAACAAAAACCCCUAAUAGUGACAGCAAAGUGUAUUUCAGCAGACACUGAGGAUGUGAAAAGUGGAAAAGCUAAUAGAGAUGUUCACCAUUUCUUUGUAUAUUGUAAGGAACAGUGCCAAAGUUUGUGUCCAGGAAAGUUGAGAGUGAAAUGUGCCAUCUGUUGUGAAGGUCAUAUUGUGUUACAAAGGGAACCAGAAAACUUUGAUGAUGUGAUGAAGUCUGGUACAAUACUAUGUGAAUGUAAGAGUGAAGGCUGUCAAGGGAAUCUCCAAACUACUCAAUUUUACUUUAAAUGUGCCAGUCAUUCAUCAGAGUUGGAUACAGCUCCAGUUUUAAGACACAUCAGACCUAAUACAAAGAAUAUAGAGUGUUUAACAUGUUCUACAGUAAGUUCCCCUUUAAUGGUUUUUCCCUGUGACAAGAGUCAUGUGAUGUGUAUAGAGUGCUUUAGGUCUUAUGGUAUUGUCAGAUUGAAUGACAGAAUGUUUAUUGAAGAUGAAAACCAUGGAUAUAGUCUCCCUUGUCCUGUUGGAUGCGAAAACUCUCUCUUACAAGAUGCUCAUCACUUUUACCUUUUGGGAGAAGAACAGUAUGAAAGAUACAAAAGAUUUGGUACAGAGGAAUAUGUCCUGCAGAAUAAUGGUGUUUUAUGUCCUUUCCCUGGAUGUGGGGCUGGGAUAUUAAUAGAAGAUUCAUGUAAACAAGUUGUUUGUCACAACUGUAGGUUUGAGUUUUGUAGACAGUGUCUUAACAGUUACCAUGGAAGCUCAGAAUGUAGACCACAACUGCUGGAGGACAACACACAGGGCUAUCAAGUUGAUGAAGAGCAGGAGUUAAGAGCCAGAUGGGAUCAAGAAUCACUGGCUACAAUAGAGGAAAUCUCAAAACCUUGUCCAGGAUGUUGUACUAAAACAGAGAGAGAUGGUGGAUGUAUGCACAUGCACUGUUCACGGUGUCAGAUGGAAUGGUGUUGGCUGUGUGAUCGAGAAUGGAACAGAGAAUGUCAGGGGAACCACUGGUUUGGCUGAUUAUCAUGGUGUGAAAAAUUACUAUAUCAUGAAAAUGAUGAUGAAAGGCAUUCAUUUAUCUGUAUGAGGACUUUUUUUUUUUAAGUGUAUAUUCAUGCAUGAAUUCCAUUGUUAUGCAUAGGAUAGUUGCAGGGCUUUAUGAUUUCUUGUCUAUGUGUACGACCGUCUGUCUGUCCAACAGUUCAUUCAGUAUCAGGUUAAAGGUGUGCAUGGGUUUUCAUAAUUUACCACGAAGUUUUGUUCACAUCAACAUGCAACUUUGUACACAUGUAUGAUGUGAUCUUUAUACAACAUAUGCCAAAUAUGGUCCAGUUACAGUUCCUGAACAUGGAAAUUUGAUAGUGCUAGAGCGGGAGUGGGUCCUUUGGACAGAUUAUCUUGUUACUAAAUGUUUCAGAUAUUUGAUUAAAGUGUUAUCUUUUAAGUAUCACCUCAGGGAAAGUAUGACUAUAUGCAUGUCUUUUAUUUUAAUAAAUUCUUCCUUAAAAUGUCUUAGCAUAAGGAUUUUGUAAGUUUUUACACUGACAAUGGCCUUCGCCAAAACCGUCAGAAGAAUGAUACAUUUGGAUGGCAUUUCUGUAUUGGUAGUUUAUAUAUAACAUGCUCAAUUGUUUUACCUUCAUUCUUUGAAGAGAUUGAUUGAUUAAUUGAUGUUUGAUGCCACUUUCAGCACUAUUGUGCUAUAUCAUGGCGGUCAGUUUUUAUUGGUGGAGGAAGCCAGAGUGCCCAGAGAGAACCAACAACCUUUAGAUGAAAAAUUGACAAUCCUAAUCAAUUCAGAUUGGAGUCUAGUGCAACUGCCAUGUGCGGGAUUUGAACUCACAACCUUAGUGUUGACAGGAUAGUGAUAGUAGUUCAACUACUUAGACCACUCAGCCACCAAGGCCCCAUUGAAGAGAUAAUCCAUACUAAACUGUGAAAGAGUUGGUGCAAAAUUCUAAAUUAUCAUAAGAAACAAAUCAUUGCUUUGACGAAUAAUUUUGUAUUUGGUAUUUCUGCACAAAAUUUUUUCUGAAUAGACAAAAAACUAAUCAACCCAGUUGAGCACAGUAGAACUAAAAAAUGUUUAAUAAGUAUCAAGAACAGAGAAUUGUUCCCUAUCAAGAACUUAUCUUACUCUGUUGUGCAAUGGUUUAUUACUUCAUUAAUAUAAGCUAACCUAUUAUUCUACCAGGUAGUAACUAAGUUGAUUACAUUAAUACACAAUACUAACCUAUUGUUUUGACUAUCCCAGAAGUCUGUUCAUUUAGAUUAAGGUAGCCAAAUGAACUGGCUCUGAUAAAGAAAAUGACCGGAUGACUGUUUUGUUACAUUUAGAUUUCAUGACUAAUUUUGUGGUAUAUAAUUACACUUGCCUUCAGUUUGUAUUUUUUAUACCCCACCUAAGAUAGUAGAGGGGCAUUAUGUUUUUCGGUCUGUGCAUUCAUCCGUCCGUCCUUCCAUCCGUCCAUCCGUCUGUCUGUCCCACUUCAGGUUAAAGUUUUUGGUCAAGGUAGUUUUUGAUGAAGUUGAAGUCCAAUCAACUUGAAACUUAGUACACAUGUUCCCUAUGAUAUGAUCUUUCUAAUUUUAAUGCCAAAUAAAGAGUUUUGACCCCAAUUUCACGGUCCACUGAACAUAGAAAAUGAUAGUGUGAGUGGGGCAUCUGUGUACUAUGGACACAUUCUUGUUUUUAUGUGUUUUCUGCAUUUAGGACAUUGUAGGUUUUUAUACGACCGCAAAAAUAUUUUGUGGUCGUAUAUUGGUAUGACGUUGGUGUCGUCGUAGUCGUCGUCAUCCGAAGACACAUUGGUUUUCGCACAAUAACUUUAGUUUAAGUGAAUGGAUCUCUAUGAAAUAUUACCAUAAGGUUCAAUACCACAAAAGGAAGGUUGGGAUUGAUUUUGGGGGUUAUGGUACCAACAGUAAAGGAAUUAGGGGCCAAAAAGGGGCCAAAAAUAAGCAUUUUUGUAACUUCCAGACAUAACUUGUGUGUUAGUGUAUGGAUCUCUCUGACAUUGUACCACAAGGUUCCAUAUCACAAAAGGAAUGCUGGGAUUGAUUUUGGGGGUAAUUGCCUCAAAAUAUUAGGAAUAAGGGGCCCAAAAAGGGGCAAAAAAACAAGCAUUUUUCUAGUUUCAUGACAAUAACUUGUGUGUAAGUGCAUGGAUCUUUCUGAAAUUGAACUACAAUGUUCCAUAUCACAAAGGAAAAGCUGGAAUUAAGUUUGGGGGUAAUUGCUGAAACGUUUAGGAAUUGGGGGCCAAAAAUAAGCAUUUUUGGAAAAUGACGCUAUCAGCGGCAUGUUUCCGAUACCAUUGACCAGAACUAACGGAAGUCGAUUAUUGCCUCCGCCUACCGCACUCGGUUUCAUAUUUACUAUUUUACAUACUAACUGGAAUCUGCUUGUAUUACGCUACACUCGAACAAAGUGUUGUAGUCGGACGGGACCAGUGUACAUACUUUAUUUUAUUUACCAAAAAGAUAUCUUGACCUGUCCAUAUGUUUUUUGUUAUUAAAUGGUAUUUGGAGCUAUCCCUUUGUUAUAUUUUUCAUAUUUAUUCGAGCUUUCACUUUUAUGCACAUGUCUUACAAUCGUAAGCAAUCGGUAUGUAUACAUGAUAAAUAGAUCCGUUUUGUUAUGGUGUUGGACUUUUUACCCUCCAAUGAUCAGCAACCGCUAGACAAAAUACUUCU
Molecule: messenger RNA, 3988 nt
Organism: Mytilus californianus (California mussel)
Lineage: Eukaryota; Metazoa; Mollusca; Bivalvia; Mytilida; Mytilidae
Product: E3 ubiquitin-protein ligase parkin-like
Exons: 12
Coding region: 65-1312 (415 amino acids)
Biological process (GO): protein polyubiquitination; negative regulation of protein phosphorylation; autophagy of mitochondrion
Cellular component (GO): Golgi apparatus; cytoplasm; cytosol
Molecular function (GO): ubiquitin protein ligase activity; zinc ion binding; ubiquitin conjugating enzyme binding
Source: RefSeq, a predicted model, not a curated record